AUGCUACACAUCGUCGAACAGACGUUGCUCGCAAUCAUGAUCAAGCUGAAACAGUUGGAAGAUUUGCCAUCGAUGGAUUUCACGGUGUACGACUAUCCGCGCGAGAUCUGGCGCCUGAAGCCGGGCUGGGAGGUGGCACUGAAGACGGUCACCUUCCUGCCGGUGAUCCUGUUCGGCGUGCUGGGCAACGCAAUCCUCUGCUAUAUCAUUGUCGAGAUACGCGCACUGCGGACACCCACGAACCUGCUGAUCGCAAACCUGGCCGUAGCCGAUCUGGCCACGCUGCUCGUCUGCCCGCUGAUGUUCAUGUUCCACGACUUCUACCAGAACUACGUGCUCGGUGCGAUCGGUUGCAACACUGAGGGUUUCCUGGAGGGCUCACUGCUCAUCACCUCCGUCCUGUGCCUGUGCGCCAUCAGCUACGACCGGCUAACGGCGAUCGUGUUCCCCAAGCGCUCCCGGCUGACCAAACGAGGCACCAUCGUGCUGAUCGUCGUGUCCUGGGCGUGCGGGUUCCUGCUCGCCCUGCCCCUCAGCAUGUACCGGGCGUACCGGGAGCGCCAGUGGAAGAACUACCUGGAGACGUACUGCGCCGAGAACACCACCUUCCUGCCGAGCUACUGGCACGUGCUGAUCGGAGCCCUCGUCUGGUUUCCCCUGCUGGUGAUGGUCUGCUGCUACAGCUUGAUCUUCCUGAAGCUGGAUCGCUACGAGCGGCGCGUUCUGCGCAAAGAGCACCCGAUCUCGGUGUCCUACAAGCGCAAGGUGGCCAAGACGCUGUUCAUCGUGCUGAUCGUGUUUGUCCUGCUGCGGAUUCCCUUCACAACGCUCGUCUUCAUACGCUACAAUCGCUUCCUCAACGACAAUGUCAAUCAGAUUGGAAGUGACUUCGAAAUCCUCUGGUAUGUCUCACACUACCUGAUGUUCCUGAACGCCGCCCUUAAUCCGCUCAUUUACGGUCUCACGAACGAGAACUUCCGCAAGGCAUUCCGCAAAAUUCGUCUCGCCCGGUUCUUCUUCAUUCCGGCGCUAUCGGGAAGGGGUGCCGGGGGGAAAAAGUUGCCCCGCGACGCCAACCAUCCCCGAGGGGCUAUCGUACCGAUCAUGACGAUCGGGAAGCUGCAGCCGAGGGCACCGUGUGGUAUGAACGAGAAGCUGGCCAACCUUUCCGGCUGGCUGGUGUGUCCGGUGCAGCCGGACAACCAACCGACCACGCCAUCGAAGGACACGAAGAUAUCGCAGCUGAAGUUCACCACCGAUGGAGGUUCCUCCACGUUGGCGGCGAAGGUCGUGCUCGGGCCCGACACGGACAGGUCGGCCACUGCCGGUAGUACCGUGGCCGUUUCGGAUGGGUUCAUAUGA
Anopheles coustani is the source of this 1362-nucleotide messenger RNA. RefSeq names its product somatostatin receptor type 5-like. Gene Ontology annotation, biological process: G protein-coupled receptor signaling pathway. The transcript is spliced from 4 exons. Lineage: Eukaryota; Metazoa; Arthropoda; Insecta; Diptera; Culicidae. The coding region runs from base 1 to 1362 and encodes 453 amino acids. Gene Ontology annotation, molecular function: G protein-coupled receptor activity. The record is from RefSeq and is a predicted model, not a curated record. Gene Ontology annotation, cellular component: membrane.